This is a messenger RNA of Trichophyton verrucosum HKI 0517, 1017 nucleotides long. RefSeq names its product BTB/POZ domain protein. The record is from RefSeq and is a predicted model, not a curated record. NCBI's taxonomy places the organism in Eukaryota, Fungi, Ascomycota, Eurotiomycetes, Onygenales, Arthrodermataceae. The transcript has 3 exons. Gene Ontology annotation, molecular function: protein binding. The coding region runs from base 1 to 1017 and encodes 338 amino acids.
AUGUCCGGUAAAGGAUCCUCUGCCGGCAGUAGGAUCAAGGCAGGGUCGUCAUCACUUAUGCCAUCUUCUUCAAAGCCAGAAUUUCCUUUCAAACAGAUAUUGGAAGACCUCUUUCGGGAUGGAAGCUACUCAGACAUGGAAAUAGUCUGCAAUGGCUUCACUUUCAAGGCCCACCGCGCAGUUGUAUGCACGCAGUCUGAAUUUUUCAGCGCAGCUUUCAAGAGUGACUUCAAGGAAGCCAAGUCGAGAACAGUCGAGCUGCCUGACGAUGACUUCGAGACUAUCGAACGGGUUUUGUCAUUUUUAUACCUACAAGAGUACGAUGAAAACGGUCACUUAAUGGCCUUGGACUCCAAAGCAAUUGUGCCGUCUUCCUCGACCGAUGGCUCAAGUGCAAAGGACGAAAAGCGGACGAGAACGACUGAUGCUGGCUUAAAUAACGUCCGGGUUUACGUAGCCGCCGACAAAUUCGGGAUCCCUCUCCUGCAAAGCCUUGCAGCAGAGAAGUUCACCCGCUGGGCCAACAGCAAUUGGGAUUCCACGGAGUUUCUGCGAGACAUUGAAGAGAUAAUGACAAUCACACCUCCCCAUGAUCGCACCCUGCGAGACAUCCUUGCAGACGUUAUAUCGAAGAAUUUGCAAUUGUUUGCCGCUAAUAAGGACUUCCUUGCUCUAAUAGAGAACUUUGGCGGUCUUGGAUCAGCAAUUUUGUUCAAGCUUGUGGACUCAGACCUCGUGAAAGCGCCUGAACCUCAGAAGCUCUUUUCUCCAACGUCAACAUCCUUUGGCAAGACGAAUAGUACCACAACGGGAAACUUCGUUGUGGUACAUGCGGUACACGGAAUUGAUGUGAAGACAAUCCAUUCGUCUAGCGAGUGGCUUAUCGUGAUAGGAUCCGGGUCUGGCAUAUUUCUUCCAAAGAGCUUUUUGUAUUUUCUUGCCAAGAUGUAUGACAUAGUUACACCCUUGUUGCUGUCAAGGCACCUGCCAGCCGAAGAGCCUCAACUCUACAAAUAG